AGGGUCGUGAAAGACAAAGACUAUACCAAAAAUCCAGACCAAUUAUUAUCCUGAAGAGGACAAAAAUCAUUAUUAUCGCAGAAAAAAGAACUAUAGAUUUCAGGAUACAUCGUCCUGCAGAACUCAGACGACAUCUUCUAUAAUCUUGCACACAAAACCUCUAAAGCCAAACUUCAACUUUCGUCCACCUGACAAGUAUUUGUAUACUAGUUGUCGCACUACCCAAGAUCAUGCAGAUGAUGCUCUCGUCCCGUACUAGCUCCUCGGCCCGUCGUUGUUCCUACCAGGCUCGACUGCGCUAUGCGUUGCUGGCGAUGGCAGUUGCGGCAGGGUUUUCUUUAUCCGUCCUCGUCGGGCCACCUGUUGCGCACGCACUCCAGCUUCAAGCACUUCUAUCGUCGGGGGCAGCGCGGGGGAGCGAGAGUCGACGUCCCAUGCCGGGUGCAGGUGCUGGCGCGGCCCUCCGGCGUAGACGCCGGAACUUUACUUCGCCCAGCCGCGCGUCGUCCUCGUCCUCGUCCUCGUCCUCGCCCGACCGCAGGAGGGAAAGCGCGGGCGGUCCUCGACCCAACGAGAGUUCGCAGAAUCCGGAUCUUCAAGGCUCCUCGAGCCGACAGUCCAGCGUGGUCGCACCUCCUCCUCCGGCCCAGAUUCUUGACACGGCUGCACUAACGAACGAAGCACACCAGGACGAGGGUUUGAAAGUUGUGCUGGGCCAGGACGGGCUUUGGGAGUUCUGGACCAGGAUAUGAGAGUGCACAACCCCCCCUCGUUCCCCUCAUUUGUAUAGCAUCGACAGCAAUACAAACAACAGCACAUCACGUGAUGUAUGCUGUGCAUGACAAGUUUAUGGACGGGUUGUAAGUAGUGCUGUUUUGGCUAGCAGAAUUUGUCAUGCAUAAUAGUAAUACAAGGGAUCAACUGGAUUUGAGAUUUUGCAUGACAAAUGAGGGGGAGGGGGGGUUGUGCACUGUCAUACAGGACUUGUGGAAGUGGUUGGCUGGACAAGCAGUCGUUGCUAGCCUGCAGGGGUGUAAGCCGGCUGGUCGAAGAAUGCGCCAACACGGAGGUGUUUCAGCGUCUGGGCGGAAGAGCUCCAAGAGUGGCUGCUUUGGAGGGACAGAUCCAAGACGCAGAUACACGAGUGCACGCCGCCUGGGCACGCAUAUGAGGUUCUCAAAUGUUACAUUCUCAACUGUUACAAUGAAUUUGUCAUGCAAAACUCCC
Amoebophrya sp. A120 is the source of this 1227-nucleotide messenger RNA. The record is from the annotation of a GenBank genome assembly. Lineage: Eukaryota; Dinophyceae; Syndiniales; Amoebophryaceae.